Messenger RNA from Drosophila biarmipes, 1340 nucleotides. RefSeq names its product serine/threonine-protein phosphatase 1 regulatory subunit 10. The record is from RefSeq and is a predicted model, not a curated record. The transcript has 3 exons. The coding region runs from base 222 to 1289 and encodes 355 amino acids. Lineage: Eukaryota; Metazoa; Arthropoda; Insecta; Diptera; Drosophilidae.
CCGCAUUGAUGGCCACGAAGAGGGCCAGGAACAGAAGGACUAAAGCUGCAUCCAGGAUCCUCACGGGUUAUCUCACGGAUAUGGGCUGCAAACUGAGCUUACCUGCUUUCAUGGCGCUGAUUCCUCAGUGGAAUUAAGGUUCAGCAUUGCCGAAUCCCAGAGAGGUGCCCGCUUAGACCUGCCAAGGAAAGUGAAAUUCCCGGCGAGACUGGCGCAACUGAAUGGGCGCAGCGAAGCGGACACUUUUAGUCGCAAAUUGCAUGGCACAAUUUGUCGCCAGUCGCCUGCGAAAUCCCCCAGACUAUGUUAUAAAGUCGAUGACAUGGCGCCGGCGAAGCUUAGUCACCAUGUUUGCCAGCAAACGGCAGCUUGCCAUCGCAUUCGGUCUUAUCUUCUGGACAUGUCUAGCCGUGGCCCAGAAUGCCAGCGAUAAAGUGGUCAGCGAUCGGGGAGGAAAUCAACUCGACCAGGCGGGUUCGGCUACCGCCAAGGGCGGGUUCGAACCUCCGCCUGAAUUCUACCGAGGACCUGGAUCAGGCUCGGUUUCGAAUACAUUAAGUGGUUCCAGCGCUCACUCCAAGAGCUUCGAACCACCGCCUGAAUUCUACCGAGGACCAGGGUCAGGAGGAGGUUCGGGAGCAGGUUCUGGAGUGAAUCCUCUGAGUGGCUCCAGCACUCAUCCCUCGCUGGGAAGUGUGGGCGAAAGUCUAAGCGAAACCUAUAACAAGUGGCGAGCUGGAGGAGCACAUCUUCAGGACAGGAUCAGUGUGGGUCCUUAUGGAGCCGCAGGAGGAGUGGCAUCGCAUGCACCGACCGUGGGAAGUUUUGAAAGUAAUUCCCAUCCGUAUCCCUACGAGUACUCGCACAGCGCCGCAGGAUUGGGAGGAGGAGGUGGAGGAGCAAGUGGCGCCUAUUUUGGCAGCUCCAGUGUGGAGGCGGGUAUUCCAUUCGACGUGUACGGAUCGCGUCCGGGUCACGUGCUUGGCCACGCUCACUACUCCCCGCCAGAGUAUGUCUAUCCAUACCCACUAGACCCCCAUCCCCACGAACUAGCCGCGCACAAGGGCCCCAGUCACGGCGACGUUUCGUCCAAAGCCCUGCUGGCCAAGAGCUUUCUAAUCCCGCUGGCCAGUGCCGCAGUUCUGGGCAUCGCCGCCGCCCUGGUCAGCAAUCCACUGCUCCUUCAGUUGGGCACUGUUUCUGGACUGGGAACCAUCGUCGGCAAACGCAAACGACGUGCAACGGGUCGAAAUCUACUUACGCACAAAGCCCAUAAAUACACUUUAUAAAUAUGCCAUUCAUAAGCGAUCUAAUGAAAAUAAACAUUUGUCUUCAAUGAA